This is a messenger RNA of Drosophila busckii, 458 nucleotides long. It is a transcript of the gene Pdrg1, whose product is annotated as p53 and DNA damage-regulated protein 1. The transcript has 2 exons. Bases 37 to 435 code for a protein of 132 amino acids. Lineage: Eukaryota; Metazoa; Arthropoda; Insecta; Diptera; Drosophilidae. The record is from RefSeq and is a predicted model, not a curated record.
CCUCACUUCAUUUUUGUUUAUUAUAUUUUGGCAAACAUGUCCACAACAGAGCUAGACAAAAGUAUACAAAUAAUAACGCAAACUGAAGAGUUGGCCGACAAAAUUCUGGCCAACAAACAUGAAUUGAUCGAAUUGGACAAGCGUCGACAGCAGAACAGAGAGGCACUGCGUUUAAUAGAAAAAUCUGAAGAGGAAAAAACAUGGAUUACCAUUGGCAGCAUAUUGGUUAAAAUGAAACGGCACAAGGCUAUAGAGCUACUUAAGAAAGACCAGCAACAAAUAGACCAGGAAAUAAAUGUGAUGCACUCGGAACAAAAAGUGCUGGUUAACAAACAUCGCGACACGGAGCUUAAAUCCCCUUUCUCGGGUACUAAUUUGAAGGCACUAGAUCGCAAGGAGUUUGACGCACUUAAGGCUAAUUUGCCAAUGCUUUAAAAUAGUCAAAUAAACUUAAAUAC